Molecule: messenger RNA, 738 nt
Organism: Cercopithifilaria johnstoni
Lineage: Eukaryota; Metazoa; Nematoda; Chromadorea; Rhabditida; Onchocercidae
Source: the annotation of a GenBank genome assembly
AUGAUUUGUUCUACAAUUAUUUUUUGCAUGCUGCUGGCUCGCAGCCUAUCGGAAAAGGCACCAGCUGAGGAUCUAAAUUUACUUAGCAAAGUACUAAGUCAUUCCAUUACUACUGAUGCAGUUAAAAUUGUUGUCAAAAAUGCUACUGCGACACUUGAGGAUAAAACAAUACUGUAUUAUUUGGAGGCGAAACCACUAGUCAAGGUAAAAUAUCGCGGAAAUCUCUUAUACCUCCAUGGAGCUGCAUAUUCCUCCCAUGACUGGAAUAGAAAUAAGCCUUCUAUUAUGCAACUUAGUGCCGCUGCCGGUUAUCGAACUAUUGCUAUUGAUUUACCUAACUUCAGUCAGAGUCGAACUAAAAGUAUGGCAUCGAAUGAUCUUUCUACAUUCAUGUCACUAGUAAUAAAAAAUUUAAACAUCCAUAAGCCAAUCAUUAUAAGUCCUUCUGCAAGUGGAAGUUAUUCCGUACCUUAUGUACUCAAUAAUCCGAAUAAAAUUAGUGGUUUCGUACCGGUAGCGGUAUGUUGUAUUCGCACUGAUGGCUGGGAGAAUUUCACGGUACCUACGCUUGUAGUUUACGGUAGCCAAGAUAGAGCGUCAAUUUCAACGAGGCUGCUCAAAAUUCCAAAUAAGAAAUUGGUAAUUAUUCCGGACGCGCCACAUGCCGCUUACAUCAAAAAACCAAUUGAUUUCGUGACUGUUUUGCUCAAUUUUUUAUAUUCCAUUCAUCCAUCCUGA